This is a messenger RNA of Rotaria sp. Silwood1, 417 nucleotides long. NCBI's taxonomy places the organism in Eukaryota, Metazoa, Rotifera, Eurotatoria, Philodinida, Philodinidae. The record is from the annotation of a GenBank genome assembly.
AUGCAAACACGUCCAACAUUAGAUACAAGUUCAAAUAAUUUAUUUACAAAUAUUGAACGGUUAGGUACACGUGAUUUAUUAUCCUAUGGACAACUUUCAAAUGAUACUAUAUUAACAUCAAUCCAAAGCAAUAAUACAUUACCAUUAUCAAUUAAUAGUUUAUUUGAUCGAUUAUUUUUUCAUCAUGGUUCAAUUAUAUAUCUAUCUGAUUUAUUUACAUCAUCACAACAUUUAUCAAAUUUAUAUGAUGAAUAUUUUUGUACAUGGUUUGAUGAAGAUGAUUUAAUAAUAUCCUUAAUAAGUUAUAAUUUAUGUAAAUCUAGUAUAUUACUUGAACACACAACAAAAGAAUAUAAUGAAUUAUAUAUACAUUUAAUUGAACGUAAUUAUAAAUUAAUAACUAAAACUCAUGCAUAA